AUGGCUGACUUGGAUCACAACCUCAGUCUUGCGGAUGCUCUGACAGAGCCACCUCCCGAGAUUGAGGAAGAAGUGAAAAGGGACUUCAUUGCCACUCUGGAAGCAGAGAAAUUUGAUGACGUGGUCGGAGAAACAGUAGAUAAAACAGACUAUGUUCCUCUGCUGGAUGAUGACGAUGCAAAAGCUGGGAGCCAGGAACCAAAAAGCAAACCCCAUGCAGACGGUAUUCAGGUGGAACAUACUUCAGCUUCUGGGCCAACAGUUGUCGAAAAUGGUGACCAUGGAAUAGAAGAUCACCGCACAGAGAGUAGCUUGCACCUGAACAUUCCUGGUACCCUGCUAGUACCCUCGACUACACUACUAUACCGGUUUACUCAUGACGUACUGGAAGAAUAUUGCACCUUGAAUGAAUACUACUGUUAA
Molecule: messenger RNA, 423 nt
Organism: Pelecanus crispus (Dalmatian pelican)
Lineage: Eukaryota; Metazoa; Chordata; Aves; Pelecaniformes; Pelecanidae
Source: RefSeq, a predicted model, not a curated record